This is a messenger RNA of Exaiptasia diaphana, 1250 nucleotides long. RefSeq lists its product as uncharacterized. Lineage: Eukaryota; Metazoa; Cnidaria; Anthozoa; Actiniaria; Aiptasiidae. The annotation marks the transcript as partial. The record is from RefSeq and is a predicted model, not a curated record. The transcript has 3 exons.
AUGGCACAAUCAAUAAAGAAAAAAGCCAAGACAGACCACACUGGGGCCAAACCACCCCCUCAAUCGAUCUCUGAUUCGUGGGUCCAAACAUCCAAUAUGGCGGAUUUUGGCGGCGCGCAAAGUACGCUGGAUUCAGGGACGGUUGUUGGUCUUGCCCUAGUUGUUGCCUUCUUCAUUACGGGACAUGGCUUUAGUACGUUUGACAAAACAUUAAAGCAGUGCCUUGGAAUAAGUACUGUUACAAAGAACAGGUACUAUGAAGUGAUCAAGCUAAUAAAUCCGAUUAUUGCUGACAUUCUGAAUGAGAUGUGCGAAGAAGAAAAGGAAAGGAUGAAGAGGAUUGAAGGGACAGAGCUGGGUAGUUGGGAAAGGGCUGUAACCUCAGAUGGAGUCUGGCAGACUCGAGGUUACUUCAGCAAGAACGGUUCAUUCAUUAUCAAGAAUUAUUUGACUGGUGGCCUGGUAUGGUAUGGACACAAAUGUAUGAAGGGGGGUGAUGAUUUGAUAGAAGAUGAGUUGUUUGAGGGCACAAGUAAGUCGAUGGAAGGUGUGCUGGCAGGUGAAUGUUAUAAGCAGGCAAAAGAUGAAGGCUGUUGUGUUGAAGUUGUGUGGCAGGAUGCCGACUCCAGCUCUGCAAAUGCUGUGGCAGAGCACCACCCAGGAGGAAAGGUUUACAAGUGUGGUGGCCAUGUUGGAAGGGCGCAUACCAAUAAUUUAAAAGAGGCUGCAAAGAGGAAGUCGUUCAGCGCCACCAUGAUUGCAAAGCAUAAAGCUGAAUACCCAGAGAUCGAGAAAGCCAAAUGUGGUUGCAAGAGACACAAAAAAGGAUGCGGAUGUCUGUCCGAUGCUUUCAUUAAAGCAGCAAAAAUAAAUCACUUUUGCUGUCUUCAGCAGUGUAAAGAUCCCAAAGAGUAUGCAAGACGCAUGAGGGCUCUUGCAAAUCACCAUUGCAAGAAUGAACAUGUGUGGAAUCAUGGAAAAGAAAACUGUGGAUUCCAUCUUGAGAAGCAGUGUAGCUGCAAGGGAUGUGAUGAUGAUGAAGAAUUGAAGUGUGAAGGUGUUGCAUAUCAAACCAAAAAUGUCCUUAAAUGCAAUUAUCAUUGGCUGGAGUACAAGAUUGAGUGCGAGAGGCGUGCCAACGACGCUAGCAGUGUGAUCCAUCCCGAAAUGGGAAGAGGCCAGUCAAAUCUCUGCGAAGCCCACUUUAAUGUGCUACCACACUUCCGUUCAAAAAGCCAGAACCUUUGCAG